AUGUGUCGAUGGUUCGCAUACAUCUCUCCGUCCGAGGAAUGUCUCCUGGAAGACGUCCUGAUCACUCCGCCGCACGGCCUGGCAAAGCAAGUGCACGAGCACUACCUGCCCAAACUCUUCUCGCACACGCCGGGCGAGGAGACGACGGGCCAAGAGAUCACGCUGCGCAACCGGCUCUUCAACGUCGACGGGUUCGGCAUGGCAUGGUACACUUGUGCGCGGUCCGACUUUGAAAAACCAACCACCACCACCACGGGAACCACAGGAAUCACAGCUCACCCACGACCGGCCGUGUACAAGAACUCGCAGCCGCCGACCAACGACGCCAACUUCCACAGCAUCUGCGCCAACACGGCGACGACGGCGCUGUUCGCGCACAUCCGCGCCGCGACGGGCGCGUCGUCGGUGGCCACCAUCAACAACCACCCGUUCACCUUCGGCCGGCACACGGUCAUGCACAACGGCCUCAUCUCCGACUUUGCAGACGUGCGUCGCGCCAUGCUCCCCCUGAUCGCGAAGGCAGAGUACGAGAACGUCCGGGGCACCACGGACUCGGAGCACCUUGCCGCGCUCUACAUGACGAAUUUGACCAGACCUAGAUCCGCCACCACCGCCGCCGCCGCCGCCGCCGCGGCGACCCCGACGAGCACAUCCUCGUCAAAAUCAAAAUCAAAAUCAAAAUCAAGUCCAAGUUCAGAUUUGGCGACGGCAUGGUCCCAGACGUACCCGCCUUCCGAGAUGCUCAGCGCCCUGGUCGACGCGUUCAAAUCCGUCAUCGCACUUCAACAGGAGACGCUGGGCGCCGAGAACGUCAAGGCCUGCUCGCUCAACGUGUGCUGCACCGACGGCGAGCAACUCGUCGCCGUGCGCCUGCGCAACCACCCCACCGAGCAGCCGCCCAGCCUGUACUACUCGACCACGGCCGGCGUCACGCUCAACAGGAAGUACCCGGGUUCGGCCGCGGGCGCACACGAGCAAAACAACACCGACACCGACACCGACACCGACACCGACACCGACGCGACCAAGAAGGCGCCCGCCGAGCACGGGAGGCACGUCAUCGUCGCGAGCGAGCCCACCACCUACAAGCCGGGCGAGUGGACGCUGAUCGAGAAGAACCACGCCCUGCUCGUCGACGCGCGGGGGAACGUGACCGUCGAACCCGUCCACUUGCCUCUGGACUUGAUGGCACAGGCGGCCACGGGGAAGAGUUUCUAA
Molecule: messenger RNA, 1218 nt
Organism: Exophiala spinifera
Lineage: Eukaryota; Fungi; Ascomycota; Eurotiomycetes; Chaetothyriales; Herpotrichiellaceae
Exons: 1
Coding region: 1-1218 (405 amino acids)
Source: RefSeq, a predicted model, not a curated record